Molecule: messenger RNA, 3088 nt
Organism: Drosophila erecta
Lineage: Eukaryota; Metazoa; Arthropoda; Insecta; Diptera; Drosophilidae
Gene: Cyp18a1
Product: cytochrome P450 18a1
Exons: 5
Coding region: 887-2503 (538 amino acids)
Biological process (GO): xenobiotic metabolic process
Cellular component (GO): cytoplasm; intracellular membrane-bounded organelle
Molecular function (GO): oxidoreductase activity, acting on paired donors, with incorporation or reduction of molecular oxygen, reduced flavin or flavoprotein as one donor, and incorporation of one atom of oxygen; iron ion binding; heme binding
Source: RefSeq, a predicted model, not a curated record
CGAAAAGCCAGCGACCAGAGGCCCCAAACAGACGGCGUCGGGCGCUUGGAGCAGCUGAAGAGCUGAAGAGCCGCAGAGCUGAAGAGCUGAGCUUGAAGAGCUGAGGCUGAAGCUGAAGCUGAAGCUGAAGCUAAAGCCACAGCUGAACCAGUGGAGCAGUGAAGCAGUGAAGCAGUGAAGCUAAGCCGCCGCCGAGAAGCCGAAUCCGAACGAUACCGAUACCGACGCAGACCAGCACCAGCACCAGCACCACGACAACGAGACCGAGCGCCCCAUCGCCGUCGAUCAUUCGUUUGGCGCUCUGCUCACUCGCGCGCUCGAAGCGGGCUCGAGUUGUUAUAAAAGUGGCAAGGACAUACGGUCGAGCCAUUAGUCGAAAACUAUAAACGCUCGACGCGAAAUCGUCUCCGGGUCUGCGUCUCCGUCUGCGUCUCCGUGACCGAAAGCCAAAAAGCGCCAACCGUUUCACACAGCCCGAUAUUGUCAUAAAUAUAUAGACACAUAUGUAUAUUUAUUUAUUUUUUUUUUGGUUACUUCGGCGCAUCCUGCAAAUAAUUUUACAACCAAUUUACUGAACACUAUUCCAAAGGCAUCGCAACGCAGCGCAGCGCCACGCAUUGAAUUGCAUUUUUUUUUCAAGUGCCAGUCGAAAGCGAGUAAAAGCAAAAGUGACCACCAAUGGCCGCCAAGCAGUGCAGUAAAUAAAUUGCCACCAGCAAGCAGCAAAGGGAAAUCCGCCCAAGAAAGGCGAGCGACAGCCACCAGCGCGCACCAGAGCCAGAGCAGCCAGAGCAGCCAGAGCAGCCAGAGCAGCACCAAGAGCACCAGGAGGAGGAACCACUGCCACCUGCACACACCCACCCAGCGCAGCCAGAAGAGGAGCACCAUGCUGGCCGAUUCGUACCUGAUCAAGUUUCUGCUGCGGCAGCUGCAGGUGCAGCAGGAUGGGGAUGCCCAGCACCUGCUGAUGGUCUUCCUGGGCCUGCUGGCCGUGGUCAGCCUGCUCCAGUGGCUGGUGAGGCACUAUCGGGAGCUGCGCAAGCUGCCGCCGGGUCCCUGGGGACUGCCCGUCAUCGGGUAUCUGCUGUUCAUGGGCAGCGAGAAGCACACCCGCUUCAUGGAGCUGGCCAAGCAGUACGGAUCCCUCUUCUCCACGCGACUGGGCAGCCAGCUGACCGUCGUGAUGAGCGACUACAAGAUGAUCCGCGAGUGCUUCCGGCGCGAGGAGUUCACCGGACGCCCGGACACUCCCUUCAUGCAGACGCUGAAUGGAUAUGGCAUCAUCAACAGCACUGGCAAACUGUGGAAGGAUCAGCGCCGCUUUCUGCACGACAAGCUCCGCCAGUUCGGGAUGACCUACAUGGGCAACGGCAAGCAGCAGAUGCAGAAGCGCAUCAUGACGGAAGUGCACGAGUUCAUCGGCCACUUGCACGCCAGCGAUGGCCAGCCCGUGGACAUGUCACCCGUCAUCUCGGUGGCCGUCAGCAAUGUGAUCUGCAGCCUGAUGAUGAGCACCCGGUUCAGCAUCGACGACCCCAAGUUCCGGCGCUUCAACUUCCUCAUUGAGGAGGGCAUGCGGCUGUUUGGGGAGAUCCACACCGUUGACUACAUACCCACCAUGCAGUGCUUCCCCAGCAUCUCGACGGCCAAGAACAAGAUCGCCCAGAAUCGCGCCGAGAUGCAGCGGUUCUACCAGGACGUGAUCGACGACCACAAGCGCAGCUUCGAUCCGACCAACAUCCGCGACCUGGUGGACUUCUAUCUCUGCGAGAUCGAGAAGGCCAAGGCCGAGGGCACGGAUGCCGAGCUCUUCGAUGGCAAGAAUCACGAGGAGCAACUGGUGCAGGUGAUCAUCGAUCUGUUCUCCGCCGGCAUGGAAACCAUCAAGACCACCCUGCUGUGGAUCAACGUGUUCAUGCUGCGCAAUCCCAAGGAGAUGCGCCGCGUCCAGGAUGAACUGGACCAGGUUGUGGGACGCCACCGCCUGCCCACCAUUGAGGAUCUGCAGUACCUGCCCAUCACCGAGUCCACCAUUCUGGAGUCGAUGCGCCGUUCCAGCAUCGUUCCCUUGGCCACCACUCACUCGCCCACAAGGGAUGUGGAACUCAAUGGGUACACCAUACCGGCCGGCUCGCAUGUCAUCCCGCUGAUCAACAGCGUCCACAUGGACCCCAAUCUGUGGGAGAAGCCCGAGGAAUUCCGCCCAUCGCGAUUCAUCGACACGGAGGGCAAGGUGCGCAAGCCCGAGUACUUCAUCCCCUUCGGAGUGGGUCGGCGGAUGUGCCUGGGCGAUGUGCUGGCGCGGAUGGAGCUCUUCCUGUUCUUCGCCUCCUUCAUGCACUGCUUCGACAUCGCCCUGCCCGCGGGUCAGCCACUGCCCAGUCUCAAGGGCAACGUGGGCGCCACCAUCACGCCGGAGGCCUUCAAGGUCUGCCUCAAGCGCCGCCCCCUGGCGCCCACUGCCGCCGAUCCGCACCACAUGCGCAACGUUGGCGCCAACUGAUGUGGACCCGGUCCGCUCCAGAGCACGGUUUUGUUCCUACACAAAUGCAAAAGCGCAAGAAGAAAUUCGAGUGAGGAGGGGAGGCCACUUCCAUUCUGGCCUCCCGUCGAGAGCUAUCCAUUUAGCGAUAAGUUAGUAGUAUCCGCCCGUGGGAGGAGCACAUCCGGAUCCCGGCUAGAGCCGGGCUGGACCAGGAGCAGAGCAGCCGCAAGCUGUGACCAACGCACAGAGGACUGCAACCAAUUCUAUUCUUUCACCCCCAAGAAGCUGUGUUCAACUAAUUGUAGUUAAACCCUAGUUAAUACGCCCUAGUUAGGUUCGAUUACGCGCUAAUGUCAAUGUUUUUAUAGUUAUUAACUAAUAUUAUUAUAACGCUAAUGCUAGGAUACCGCUAUGUCUAAAGCCAGCAGGCCCUUAAGUUAAGUUAGUUAAGUUAGCUAACGUUCUUGUUUAUUCGUAGUAUUAGAACUAGCUUAAUGUCCAAACAACAAACAACAAAACAAACUGUGGUUUAGUCUUACAAGCACACAUAAAAAUAGCAAACGAUUCGAAAAUAAAGAAAAAUUUGUGGAAAAACCUUGAAAA